Molecule: messenger RNA, 585 nt
Organism: Penicillium canariense
Lineage: Eukaryota; Fungi; Ascomycota; Eurotiomycetes; Eurotiales; Aspergillaceae
Product: mediator of RNA polymerase II transcription subunit 9
Exons: 1
Coding region: 1-585 (194 amino acids)
Biological process (GO): regulation of transcription by RNA polymerase II
Cellular component (GO): mediator complex
Molecular function (GO): transcription coregulator activity
Source: RefSeq, a predicted model, not a curated record
AUGGCUUCCAGAUCCCCGACAGCAGCCACGCCGCUGCCCAAAUCCUCGGCCGUGCCCGAGAGUCCGUUGAAAGACGCGCCCGAGUCACCGGAAACAGUCCCCUUCCCUCCACCCCAGACCUUUGAGAUCAUCCCACCAUUGCACGGUAUUCUUCUUCGCUUGCUCUCCCCCAAACCUACGUCGAGUGGACAGAACGGCGCACCUGGAAAUACUACAGUAGCUCCAGAGCACUCGGUGGACGCGCAGGCACAACACCAGCAGGCGUCUUCAAGCAUCCCCGGAGGCAAUACCACCAACACUCAAGCUGCACAAGCUAUACCGGAGGUCCCAGCCCACGAUUCAAAUGGCCUGCCACCGCUCGACGUCAAAGAUCUCCCCACCGCGACCAGCUCAGUCAAGAUUCGGAUACAGAAAGCGCGUGCUGUGGUGGAGGGGCUCCCAGAUACACACCGGUCCAUUGAGGAGCAGCAGAAAGAAAUUUCGGAGCUUGAGGACCGUGUGGCUCGCUUGCGCUCCGUUCUUUCAGACUUUGGAAGCCGUGCAAGGAAGCCUCAGGAGGGCCGCGUUGAGGUGACAGCUCCCUGA